AGACAAGGCUGGGCAUGAAAUCCUUUUCUUAGGCUCCAUUGUAAAUGUCUUAACUUCACUUGUGAACCAAACCCUGGAUAUCUCUUUGCUUCGAGUGUGUUGGCCUCAGACGUGGAUGUGCUGGUGACAGGUAUGUGUGGGAAUACUUGUAAGUCUGUGGCUGAGGGGAUAUGUUUAAGGUUUAAGUGAAGGAACUGCAGGAACUAAAACAACAGGACAUGUAAGUCUUUCAAAAUAAAACAGGAAAUGCAACACAGAUUAGUGAGAUGGCAGAAAGAUUUAUGUGGUCACAUGCAUUUACAAAGUCCAAGACAGAACAUGAAGACGUGGAUCAUAUGAGACGUGGAGUAACACAAUAAAUUAUUAACACACAAAUAUCUGACACAUAGUUUGACAAAGUGACCAGUAAAACAAAGCUGAAACCAGUCUGCUGUCUGCCACAACAAAUUCUGUCUGAUCUGCAUUGAAAGGUUGAAAUAUUUAUGGUAAAUAACUAAAUUCCCUCUAAUGACUAAUGUGACCCCCCAGAUUGAUUUGCUGCACUGUUCGUUGUGCUGCUGUAACUAACCACACCUGCGCCCUUUAAUGGACCAAGUUCAGACAGGGAAAAACAUUCGGUAAAAUAAAGCACAGUUGUGAGUACAAAGAAAAUUCACUGUGGACAAAUGCUGACCUGCCAUUAACUGUUAUAAAUUAUGAACAGCAGGGUAAUGGCACUGCAAUAUUCAGUAAAAAACAAAAUAAACCAAUAAAUCUCUUUUGAAAACACUGAAUGCUUAGUCCGUAAAACAUUCAUUCAGAACACAGAGAUGAAAAUAACUAACUGGAAAAACGUAAAAUACGUACAAUAAAUGUCUCAACAUGAAGCUUCUGAGUACAGAAAUUUCCUUUUAUGUGCCCCAUAUAGAUUAACGACAUUUGCAUUAAAAAUGUGAUUAAACACAUUAAGCUGCUACCCUCAGCCAUUACAUCCCUGAACACCAGCCUUCCACAUGACCAAAGUCUGAGCUGUUUGAGGUUAAAAUGCUCCUGAUACGGGUUGUCACUGGGAGGAAGGAGGAAGUGGACCACAUAGAGAAGGCCAGGGGCUGGAGAAGAAGACUAUACAGCCUGGGGCAAAAGCCAUGAUGGGCUCUAUAGGCCUGGGGGCAGGGUUUGGUUUACGCCCUGCCAGAGGAGGUGCUGACAGGAAGGCGUGAUGGUGGAGCAGGAGAGGAAGCAUUAUUGUUAUUAUUAGCCUCAGCACACAGAGAGUGAAUGUGUUGUGAUGGUAGAUGAAUUUAGCCUUCACGUGGAGAGAUUAGAAGGAGGCUGCGGGUCGGAAGAGCACACAACACCUAAAAUUGGAUUUGCCUCCAGGGGCCGGUGGUUGAGGUCCACUUGGCCUGGCUGUGUGCGAAGAUCAGUGGUAUUGUCAGUCCUAAUGGAUGCCCCAGGUAGGGCUGUUUCUGAUAAGGGAGGAGUAUUGGCUUUAGUGGUGGAGAUACAAGCUUGGUUAACUCCACGUCUAAAAGAGCUUCUUCUCUCUCUGCAGGUGAAAACACUUUGUUUUCAGGGUGUACACAAGCCCAGGCGUCGGAGCGUUCAACCCUCGCCUGCUAGUCACGACAGCCCGAAUGUUCAAUUUGGUAUCACACAGGUUGGAAUCUCUGCAGCCGGUGGCGUGCUGUUUCACCAUCAGAUACGGAUCAGGGCUCAGUUAGGGCCUCGGAGGCUGUGGAGACUCCAGUCUUGAGAUAGCAUGUGGGGAAAGAGGAGGAGGAGGGGAGAAACAGUAGGAGCAGAAAGGCAGGCGGUGCGCUCUCAACACCACCGGCCUAUCUGCCCCGCUUCCUUUCGCCACUGUGCGCUGACACAGCACGGCGAUGGCAGAGGUUUCACUCCGGCGCAGCAACUGCCGCCGAGGCCCCGGGACCUGAACAUAACCCAGGGCAAAGAGAGCGCCUGCAUGUAUCUCAACCAAUAUGCCAGCACAGCGUAACACAAGGCUGAGCACGGGAGGAGAGAGAGAGAGAGCAACCUCAUCCACAGGGCAGAGGCAGAAAUACUGGAUGGCAAGCUUUCUGUCUUCAUAUGAGGCACAUUAAUCCUCACAGUGGCUCCCAUCUUUAUUCAUUCAUUGGCCUGCGGUGUCCACUCAAUCAGUCAGUUAAAGGCUGGCCUGAUGGAGCGAGCCCUGCACACCCACCACAGUGAUGGAGGUGGAGAGAGGAGAGGAGGGCAGGCUCCACACCAUAUAGCCUGAGCAGACACUGCAGCACAGAGAUACAAACAAGAGUGGGUUGGGGAGGAAGAGGAGGAAAUGUGAGGGUGCUCUUUUAAAUAAUGAGGCAAGGGGGGAGGAGAAAAUGGGGGGGCGGGCGGGUGAGACAACUGGAGGUGAAAAGAGAGCAGCCUUGUAUGAAGAGUGAGCGAGACUGAGAGGUUCAAAUUAGAGGAAGGAGAGGACCGUCAGCAUCAAGAGGGAGCGAUAGGGAGAGAUCCAGGACGACGACAACAACACCUCCACAGACUACUGAGCAGCAGCAGCAGUGUGACGUCCCCUCAUCGUGGGCCGGUGGUUCCAUCCACCUGAAGAUUUCUGAGACAAUUCUCAUUACCAGCGGUGGCAGCGCAGCACUUGGAAAGGGUGAAUCAAUCUGACAGGGAGAGCGAGAGAGAGAGAGAGAGAGGAGGGGGGAGAAACAGUGAGGGAGACUGAGGAGAGAGAGUGAGAGGAGGAGAGGAAGACAGCGUCGGCGGCGGCUCUGCAGUGGAAUACGCUGUUAUUUGAGGGAAGCUGAGAGCUCUCGGAGUACCCGACGGACGAGCGCGUGUUGAGCGAGACGCGUUUCGGGACUUGACCGGCAGCAUCAGAACAUGAAGUAACUCCUGGGUUCUUCUCACUUCACAGAAAAGCCUCACUCAAAUCCCCAGCCAACGUGGGAAAAAAAGGGAAUAACAUCUGUUUAUCUGCACAUUUCUAUGUUCAAAAAGCAAGAGGAGAAAACACAGAGAUCGACGGAGGACAGAAAACAUCUCGGAGGAUGCAGAAUUAGACGGAACAAAUUGUCACCGGAGGACCAAAGGGAAAACAAACUCCUUCUCGCGAAUCCACCAGCGUGGAGUCACCUCACCUGUACCUUCGGAUUAAAGAGCAGGGUCAUGUCCCAGUUGCCAUGCGCAUCGUCACGCUGACCUGCCUUCCCGGCCCUUCCCCCUUCCUCUUUCUAUUGGCCCAGCUGCUACUGCGGCUCCUCCUCCCCGGGCCGGAGUUGGUGGGAGCCGCCUCCUCCUGCCCCUCCCUUUGCACCUGCUCCAACCAGGCCAGCCGAGUCAUCUGCACCAGGCAAAACCUGGAGGAGGUGCCCGAAAGCAUAUCAGUCAACACGCGAUACCUCAACCUACAGGAGAACUCCAUCCAGGUUAUCAAGUCAGACACUUUCAAGCACUUGAGGCACCUGGAGAUCCUCCAGCUCUCCAAGAAUCAAAUCCGUCAGAUCGAAGUCGGAGCAUUCAAUGGCCUCCCAAACCUCAACACGCUGGAGCUCUUCGACAACCGCCUCACACUGGUGCCAUCACAUGCCUUUGAGUACCUCAGCAAGCUGCGAGAGCUGUGGCUGCGCAACAACCCCAUUGAGACUCUGCCAGGCUAUGCCUUCCACCGUGUGCCCUCGCUACGUCGCCUGGACCUGGGUGAGCUCAAGAAGUUGGAUUUCAUCUCUGACGCGGCCUUCGUCGGCCUCAUCAAUCUACGAUACCUGAACCUGGGUAUGUGUGGGCUGAAGGACAUUCCUAAACUAACGGCCCUUGUUCGUUUGGAGGAGCUGGAGCUGUCGGGAAACCGGCUGGAGAUCAUCCGACCUGGUUCCUUCCAGGGCUUGGUGUCCCUCCGCAAGCUGUGGCUAAUGCACUCACAGGUGUCCGUCAUUGAGCGCAACGCCUUCGAUGACCUGAAAAACCUGGAGGAGCUCAACCUGUCCCAUAACUCCCUGCACUCCUUGCCCCACGACCUCUUCACACCGCUUCACCAGCUGGAGCGAGUACACCUGAACCACAACCCCUGGGUCUGCAACUGUGAUGUGCUUUGGCUUAGUUGGUGGUUGAAAGAGACAGUGCCCAGCAACACCACCUGCUGUGCACGCUGCCAUGCUCCCCCGUUCUUAAAGGGCAAGUACAUCGGAGAGCUUGACCAGAGCCACUUCACUUGCUAUGCGCCUGUCAUUGUGGAGCCACCUACAGAUCUCAACGUCACUGAGGGUAUGGCUGCUGAGCUCAAGUGUCGCACAAGCACCUCCACCACAUCUGUCAACUGGAUCACCCCUAAUGGCACUUUAAUGACCCAUGGCUCUUACCGGGUGCGGAUAUCUGUCCUGCAUGAUGGCACGCUCAACUUCACAAAUGUCACUCUGCGCGACACGGGCCAGUACACAUGCAUGGUCACCAAUGCUGCUGGCAAUACCACAGCAACCGCUGUCCUCAACGUCACGGCCGCGGAUGCCAGUGUCAACUACACCUACUUUACAACUGUCACCGUGGAAACAGUGGAGACCCCAGGAGAUGAAGACUCUGCGUUAGUAGCCAUCAAUGAGACCUUCAUCCGUGUUCACCCUGGCCCGACUCCCUCAGGCCACCUGAGGCCAGAAGGUAUUCCCACCACCGCCUCCUCUCUGUCAGCCGGCUGGCCCUCCUCCUCACCUCGGGCCACCCGACCAACCUUCACUGUGCCCAUCACUGAGCCGGGCUUCUCAGGCCUGGAUGACGUGAUGAAGACCACCAAGAUCAUCAUUGGCUGCUUUGUAGCCAUUACCUUCAUGGCAGCGGUGAUGCUGGUGGUGUUCUACAAGCUGAGGAAGCAGCAUCAGCUGCAUAAGCACCACGGUCCAGCUCGGGCCAUUGAGAUCAUCAACGUGGAGGAUGAGCUGGGGGCCGGGGCCAGUGGUCGGGGUAGCGGCAUCUCAGGAGGCUCCACCAUGACGCAGAGCGGAAGCAGUGGAAUAGGAGGGGGCCAGAGCCUCAGGCUGCACCACCCAGAGAUAGUCAACCUGCCAAACCUGGCCCGAUCGGAGCACCUCAACCACUACUACAAAACCCAUCACUUCAACAACAACAUGAUGGGCCUGGGCAUGGGCACAGGUUCUGGUGUGGGCCUCAACAACAACAACAACCCCUCACCUUGCGCCCAGUCUCAGAACACAUCUAUAACCUGUUCCCAGGUUCCGACCUCCACCAGCGGAGGAACACCCACAGGUGGCACCUUGCCCUCACCUGUGCCCCUGCCCCAGUUGGGUCUCCACAGUUCUCUGAAAGGCCUUAUGGGGAAAAGCCAGAACGAGCCCCUGCUUUUUAAGAGCGGCUCCAAGGAAAAUGUGCAAGAGACUCAAAUCUGAGUAAAAGUGAGAGUGGAAGUAAGAGGUAAGAAGGGCGAGAUGCUGGAUAGAGACAGUGAGACAGAAAGAGCCCGUGAGACCAAGAAUAUGAGACUUAUUGUAGCCUACUGUCCUCGUGGACAGAUCCCAGAAAAGAUUAUAUUUCACAUAGCUUGCUUUGUGUUGUCAAUCUGUUGACAGAGACAGGCAGAUAGGAAGACUGAAGGAGACAGAAUACAAUAUCUGAACAGCACUAGUCGCACCAACAACAACCGCACAUACUUUUAAACUAAAUCGAACAUCAGAAUCAUUCAGUUACCUGCGCAACCUGCCAUAGUCUUUGCCAAAGUCCGAGAUCAAGCCAACUCGUUUCAUUCACAUCCACAAUCACAGUGGAAGGCUAUGAAUAAUACACGUGUGCAAUGAGCCUCUCUAGGUUUUAUACAGAUUGCUUCGUAUAUUUCCAGACACAUUCAGUGUAUAUAUUUGGAGGGAGACAUAAUUUUGGCCAUUGAACAUGUUGUCAGAUUAGUGUUUGGCAGAGACACUGAAUAACAAACAAUGGUCUGGGUGAGCAGCACCGUCCCAGGUUUCCAGGAAGCACUAAAACAAAACAGAGGAAGCAAAAUUAGAGCCGUGCAGCGAUUCUGUCCAGGAAACACGCGUCAAGAUUAGUACUUUGCAGGCAGACGGAGCCACAACAAUAGUUUUUUUUUUGGUUUUGUUUUAUUUCCAGAGUGGUUUCACUCUCACUUUCUCACUUUUUCACCUUACUGGCUACUGUCUUCUUUAAAGGAGGAGAGAAACAGGACGGUCUGUCAUCGGAGAAGAAAAACACUAUGGCAUCAAGGACAAUGAGAGAUACUGAAAGGACCGAAAGUACAUAUUAUAUAUACGGUAAAUAUAUUUUCAUUCAAAGAAAUAAAUUAUAAAGAAUCUUUAUCGAGCUUCUGACUGAAAACUACGGCAUCUGAAGAAUAUAUAUGAGGGGGAAAAAAAUACACGCAGCUGUCGUGGUGUGGCCCUCCCUUACAACUUUUCCGAGCUUGGAAUAAAGAUGGCCGCUCCGACUGUGACAUGUGGGAGAGUGGCGUCUGUCGAGGGGGAGCUCAAACAAAAUCCUGGCAAAGUGUUUGAGUGAGUUUAUUUUGGUCUUGACUUUUUUGUAGCCACACAAAGUGUUUUCCCUCUCCUGUCGCAUUCCCAUAAACAGGGUCACCGGAGAAGGGAGCUGUUUACGCUCUGCUGCGCAAAUAUGAGAUACGACCGCAGCUCUCCAUCAUUUGGUACACAGCGUAGCUCCAGUAUUAAUAAUAAUGAUCAUCAUGGUAGUAAUGAUAACAAGCUUUAUUUGUCAUAAUGAUCAUUUGAAGAUUAACACGUUAAAUGAUAAACUGUAUGUAUUGACAAAAAUGUGCACAUGCUCGUUUAGCAUGAGCUCUAAGAGCAAAAUGAGAAAUUUCUCGACAUUCGGUUCAGCGUAUAGAUCUGUCACACUGAUGAUUUGACAUUUCAUUGUUAUUAUGUUAUCAUUAUUAUCAUUCAUGUGGCUAUUAUUAUUACUACUUGUGCCUACCAAUAGCUGAGAAGUACGUUUUGUUUUGGGUUUUUUUUUUUCAUUUGUAUAUGAAGUUGUUUUAUGCCUGAUCCUGUCGGACUUCGGCUAACAAACGGCAGCGGGACGGACUCAGCGCACCACUAAGUGAACUCCUCAUUGCAUCAGCAGGAAAUAACCUGGCCUUCAAAAUGGCUUCCUCAGUCCAGCCCUCACUGACUCGUCCGCUCUGAUGUCUCAAGCAGUCAGGAACCCUCAUGUUAUCACGCAUUAAAGACAGGACAUGAACCUUUGAUGAAGACUGCUCCUUUGCAGGGGAUUUAUUUCACAACUGUAUCUCAGUGUUAUCGUGUGUGAGUGGAUUUCAUGGCAGCAGGGAGCUAAAUGGACGACAGGCAUUGCCAAGCAUUUUUAAAGGUAAGCGAAGCUCGUUCAGUGAGGGAGAAGGUAACAGACAGUGCAGUAUACAGUGAAGGGUGAAUUUUUUCUAAAGAAAAAGGACAAUUAAAUGAAAAAAUAUAGAACCUUAUAGAUCUCUUUUAAAAAAAAAAAACAAAAUUAUUAUGGUAAGUGUUUUUCAUUUUGGGUUUUUAUCUAGUUUGAUUAUUUUCUGUUUUUUUAAAUCAAGUAUUAUCUUUAUUGUAAUAUUGUUAUUGUUAUUAUAAUUAGCUAAUUACACUGGUUAUAAUUAUGAGAGAUGUUCUGUUAGCAGAGGUCACUUUGAAAAUUAAAAAAACCUGGCACAUAAAAUGGCAGUUGAAGUCUGUGAAGUUUGGUGGCAAUCAUCAUUAUUCUUCUUCUUCUUUUUUUUUUUCUUUUUGUUAUGAUCAACUUGGAUUGUAGUAUCACUGUUUGUUUCCCUUUGGCUGUGCUUGGGAUGAGACGUAGCGAAUGUGAAGUGGUCAGCAUCGGGCCCUUUUCGCCUGCUUUGUUUGUGUUUUUCUGCACAGGGGGACAGGAAAGGCCCUGCUCUGGUUUUCAGGCGCGCUCACACUGGCUCUUUCCUCUCCUGAAUGUCAUCGCCAUCACAGUGUUCAGAGUGCGACUGCGCUAUGUCAACACCUCGUUGCCAUGGCUACACACUAAGACAAAUGCGCCAAACAGGGUCACCGUCGGCGCCUCGUAAGGCACCCUGUUGCCCCUUGUCACUCACGCUCCUUUUAGGUGCCGAAUCUCGACGAGCCGGCCAGUGUUCCUUCAAUGGUAGCAAAUCAACCUGAGCAUUGUACCCGUGUCCUCGCAUAAAAUCCCCCCCCCCCCCCAGCCCUCAGCAUCCUGCCAUCAGGUUUCCCUGGCAACUGAUGUCACUGCGACAGCCCUUAUCACAGCGUCUUGAUUUGGGUUUCGAAUGCUAAGCAGACGGGAGCAGACGGUAUAGAAUCUCACCCGUGUGUGCACGUUCGUCCAUCUGUGCUGGUCUUUUUUUUUCCUCGUUUCCUCGUUUAAUGUAUUUGAUUUGUUCACACCAACAAUUAUAUUCCUUACACCGCUGACUCUCCGUCGCUGAAUCAUGCGGUCUACAUGCCACUAUCCCCUAUGCAUUUAAUUUGCAUAGGCCCCACACCAUUGCUUAACGUAUUUAUGCACCCUACAAUUGUGAUUAACACCCUGCUUGAGUCAUUAACAUAUUCCUUUCCCAGCACAAGGAAUCCAUAUUCCCCCUCACAAGUUAUUUACAUAUUCAUCUGCCUCUGUGUGUGCAAAUAACGGAGAAAUUAUCAUGUGGGCGUGCUUAUGGGUUCGAGUGUAGUGUGUGUGUGAGUGUGUGACAGUUUUUUGUACACCAGUGGCUGAAAACAAGGACUGUUACAAUAGCUAUUUACCCCUAAUUCCUCAGAUACCACGGGCCCUGCCCGCCGCCUGUAGUAGCUCAUCACUUUGGAAAGCGUCGUGUAGCCCCUAUAGCUCCUGUGAAGUGGCACAAACCAGAGGCCAUGUUGUUGAGGCUCUGUGUUAGGGAGAGCAGCGGUUGAGCUGGAGACACAAAGUCACAGUGCUGCAGUGUCUGAGUCACAGAGCACCGAACACACUCCCAACACUCUAAUGGAAAUGCUGUGUUUACUGUGCAGGAAGGGACCCGCUCGUUCAUCCAUUCAGGGAAUAGGUGAAAAACAGCAGUAUAUGGGUUUGUGUGUGUGUGUGUGUGUGUGUGUGUGUGUAGUGGACAUGCAGCUCUGGAUUAUAAAAUGUCUGUUCUACUGUUGUAUAAGGCAAAGAAAUCAGGACAUUUGAAGCUGUACGCUGUUUAUGGAAAAAGGUGUUACACCAUUGUUAAUGCAGUACUGCUCAGUGUGCGUGUGUGUGCGUGCGUGCGUGUGUUCAGGUGGGCUUACACUAGCGAGGUUGUGUAAGGAGGGGAAGAGGGAGGAGGAGCGGUCAGACCUCCAUUUUAAAUCCCCCAGUUCAAACCCAGCUCUGUCUGUCUCCCUCUGCUUCAGGCUACUUUUAUGAUCCUCUCGCUGACACUUAAAGUAAAAACAGGAUUUUUUUU
This is a messenger RNA of Scatophagus argus, 9394 nucleotides long. It is a transcript of the gene lrrc4ba, whose product is annotated as leucine rich repeat containing 4Ba. The coding region runs from base 3159 to 5369 and encodes 736 amino acids. NCBI's taxonomy places the organism in Eukaryota, Metazoa, Chordata, Actinopteri, Scatophagidae. Gene Ontology annotation, molecular function: protein binding. Gene Ontology annotation, cellular component: plasma membrane. The transcript is spliced from 4 exons. The record is from RefSeq and is a predicted model, not a curated record.